This is a messenger RNA of Lodderomyces beijingensis, 792 nucleotides long. The record is from the annotation of a GenBank genome assembly. Lineage: Eukaryota; Fungi; Ascomycota; Pichiomycetes; Serinales; Debaryomycetaceae.
AUGUCAGCGCUAGAAAACGCGCAGAAUCAAUUGGAAAGCAUCCCAGGCUACAGCUUGGCCAUGGACAAAUUCAACAGCUACGCCGAGGACCACUGGAACAACAGAGACCCCUUCACCGACCCCAAGACCGGCAAAAAGCUAAAGCUACCCCCUGACAUAACCACCAAGCAAGAGCAGAAAGCAUGGUCGAAGAUCCAAUCGAAAGCAUGGCAGCACGACAAGUGCAUGUGCGGAUCAUGUGGCGUGGGGCUCGAUUGCGGAUUGGGGUUAGUGCCAUUUGCUGUUCUUUUCUUCCCCGUGCUUGGGCCAUUGGUGAUGUACGCCAUGCAUGCUCGGCUCAUUGAGAUUGCCAAGCGCGAAUUCCACCUCCCUAACAAGCUCGAGGCGCAGUUGAACUCGAAUAUCGGGAUCGAUUUGUUGAUUACGUUCCCGCCUGUUAUCGGCAGCUUUUUCGGGUGGUUGCAUGGAUGCAGCACCCGGAAUGCCGGGAUGAUAUAUGCGUUUAUGUUGAAGCAUGCGCAGGAGAGAGCUGCUGCGGGAGGUGGAGGUGCCAAGUACACGGGACGCGGAACGGCUGGGACGUUUGAUGCUGGGGCUGGGGAGUUUGGUGGUCAACCCGAGACUACGCAGGUUCGUGGUGGUGGUGGUGUGGGGCUGCUGAAUGUGAGAAGUGCCCAGUAUUCCAACCCGACACAGCCAAAGCUGGCAUACACGAAGAAACUGGGCAUAUUCAGCAAGAACACUCUGAACUCAAUUGAGAUUGGUCAACAGCAACAAGCGGGAUUCAGGUGA